CCAACAAGAGCUACAGCGAGUGAAGUAACUAAGGGAAGUGAGAGCGCGCCUGCACACUGCCUGUAUAUAUAGCAGCGUUCCCAGCUCUGAUAGGCGGAUACGUAAACGCUUAAUCUCAUUGGUGGAUUCUAAUUUUAAAUUUACCGCCUUUGGAACGGACCACCCACAGGUUUGGUCUUUGUUCUUUCCAUGCACUUAGUCACGCGGACAAUUUCUUAUACACAGUAUCAAGUGAUUCUUCUAUUUCUGGAUUACAUUCCCAUACUAUCUCAAGAAUCUUUACAAAGCAUUUAAUAUAUUUUACUUUAAGUUUUCUAUAUUUCUUUAUUUUCCCUAUACAAAAAAAUUAUGUAUUUUUUUUCGACAUCGAUGUUUUCAUGCAGAAAGGCUUAAGUUUAUCACUAAUUUCUAGGAAGGCCUUACUUUAACUUUUUUAAAUAUUGUAGUAAGAAAAUAAUUAGGAGGUAGCAAAAAGUGGUAUCGAUGGGACAUAAAAAAUGGAAAAGAGCGUAAUGGAAUUAAAGUGAAAAUUUCUACUCUCUUUUUCCGAUAAUAUUGUAACAAUGCUUUAAAUUUAGUCAGAAAAUGAGGACUAGGCGCUGUUUAAAGUCAUUGAAUUUUUGUGAAUUCGACUGAAGUUUACCGCGUUUCGUCUGCCAGACACCAUCCCCAACCCCCGUACUCCCCCCCAAGUCCCCCCGGCUCUGCCUUUCCCUCCCUUCAUCCCCUCCCGCCUCAGCGGCCGAGCUCUGACCGCGAUAGGUCAGGGCGAGAUUCGCUCGGCCAUUGGCUGCGCCCUCCCCGGGAGCGCCUCGGCCUAUCAGGAGGCGCGGGCCGCGCAAAGGGAAGGGAUAUAAGGGCGGGCCGCAGGGCGCGGGCGAGUCACCCGGAGAGGGCGGUUCGUGAGGCGUGUGUGUGCAGCGCGCAGGGAGCGAUCGGCGAUGUCUGGGCGCGGGAAGCAGGGCGGGAAGGCGCGGGCCAAGGCCAAGUCGCGCUCGUCGCGGGCCGGGCUGCAGUUCCCCGUGGGCCGCGUGCACCGGCUGCUGCGCAAGGGCAACUACGCGGAGCGGGUGGGCGCCGGCGCCCCGGUGUACCUGGCGGCCGUGCUGGAGUACCUGACGGCCGAGAUCCUGGAGCUGGCGGGCAACGCGGCCCGCGACAACAAGAAGACGCGCAUCAUCCCCCGCCACCUGCAGCUGGCCAUCCGCAACGACGAGGAGCUCAACAAGCUGCUGGGCAAGGUCACCAUCGCGCAGGGCGGGGUGCUGCCCAACAUCCAGGCCGUGCUGCUGCCCAAGAAGACCGAAAGCCACAAGGCGAAGAGCAAGUAAAGAGGCCCCGGAGACAGGCGCGGAGCAGACCAGUAAAACCCAAAGGCUCUUUCAGAGCCACCCCCAGCCUCGAGAAAGAGCUUGAGACGCUCCUGUUGAAGGGGUAGAGGAGGGAGUGGGGGUGCACUCGCCCUUCUGGCUGGAAGUGUGUGGGAUGCUUCCCCUGCACCCGGGUCCAGGCUCCACAUGGGAGAGCUCGGUUGCGGCCGAGCAGUACCGGCCGUUUCUCGUGGGCCCCGCACUUGCCUCCCGGAGCAGCGCUCUGAGCCCAGGCACCACCAGCUCCGGCGAGCCGGGCUCGAGUUGAGCCUCCCGGGGUGCGGGAGCAGCUGGAGCCUGUGGCUGCCCCCCGCGGGCUUUUCGAAGGGCGAGGGCGCUCAACCCACUCGCCGCCGGAGCCACGGCCCGGCCCUGCAGCUGCCGGACUCUGCCUGCUGAAGAGAGCCCAGCGCGCGUGGUCGCUGCGCUUUUUCUCUGCGGGCUGCAGAGUCAAUGGGAGGAAAGAGUCGGCUCCCCCGCGCCCUCAUGGUGCUUGGCAAGGCGGAUACCUCCCCCCGCCUUGGUCGCUAGAGCCAGGGGCUCGGUGCCCCUUCGCUCGCGGCUUUUCCGGGUGCGGCUACAGCCGUGGGAGAGGCGGAGCCUGCCCUCAACACAUUGCGGGCUUGCUCUUCGUAGCGGUGGGUGGGUGCCUCCUUCGGAAGAGCCACCGGCUCGUACAGCGCUCUCAGUUAAGAAGCGCCCCGGCUGAGUCUCCCUAAAGUCGCUACUAAAAAGCAAGGAGCAGCAAGGGAAGUGGGAAACGAAUCACGUAACACAGCACUGCAGAACGGCCUCAAGCACGGCGACAAACCGAUCCGGUGCUAGGCACCAAAACGUUGGUGGGGCGGAUGUUAAAAGAAUCAACAGAUUUUGUACGCGGCUAAGGUUUCACAACACGAAACAAAGACGACACAGCUCUUUCUGAAGACAAGGUGGGCGGCUCUGAAAAGAGCCUUUGGGGUGUGUCGAGAGGGUCCGAGAGCUGCCUGCGCGCUUUAGCCGCCGAAGCCGUAGAGGGUGCGCCCCUGGCGCUUGAGGGC
This is a messenger RNA of Cygnus atratus (black swan), 2410 nucleotides long. RefSeq names its product histone H2A type 2-C. Gene Ontology annotation, molecular function: protein heterodimerization activity; DNA binding; structural constituent of chromatin. The transcript has a single exon. NCBI's taxonomy places the organism in Eukaryota, Metazoa, Chordata, Aves, Anseriformes, Anatidae. The coding region runs from base 942 to 1331 and encodes 129 amino acids. The record is from RefSeq and is a predicted model, not a curated record. Gene Ontology annotation, cellular component: nucleosome.